This is a messenger RNA of Diuraphis noxia (Russian wheat aphid), 800 nucleotides long. RefSeq names its product sorting nexin-22-like. Lineage: Eukaryota; Metazoa; Arthropoda; Insecta; Hemiptera; Aphididae. Gene Ontology annotation, molecular function: phosphatidylinositol phosphate binding. The record is from RefSeq and is a predicted model, not a curated record.
AAUAAUAAUAAUAAUAACAAUAGAAAUACCAAAUACGAAAUAAUCGUACCUAAUGACUAAUACCAAUACUUUUGAAAGUUGAUGGAGUCUCGACUCGUGAUUCAUUGAUUCAGUAUUCACGAACAUUCGUUUAUUUUGUGUAAUUUAUCAAUGUUAAAUUAUUAGAGAGGUACCAAGUUUUUAGAUCGUUAUUGUAAUGUGUCGCACCAACUUGGUCUGCAGUUUCGGUCAGUGACGAACYAGACCGGCUCGAGUAGCAGAGUUGGUCUACAACGCUAGCCGUCGUGUGUCAGUUAGAGUUACACGUGCAUUCGGCAAAUCAUGGCCACGUAAACAUGACAGAAAUCACCAUUCCUAAGUACGGGCUGGUGCACGACGUUAAGCCGCACUAUGUGUACACAAUYAAAGUGCUGUCAGCUGGCAUCCAGGAGUGUGUGGAAAGACGGUACAGUGCUUUUCAUGCAUUUCACAGAGAGCUUAGGAAAUCUAUAUCCACACCACCAUUUCCAUCAAAACGCAUACGAUGCUCACAGCCAAAAGUUCUUGAACAAAGAAGGGCUGGUUUGGAGAGGUAUCUACAGACAGUUUUCAAAAUCGAAGGUGGAUAUAAACAGGUCAUGGAAUUCCUUGGACUAGAGUAUCAACCAAGCCAUAAAAUAGAUGUCAAAUAUCAGCGUCCGGUGUUUCAUAUGAUAAGUGAACAUAUYCCAUCAAGAAACCGACAAGAAAAACGUUUAUGUUUACCAGACAUAAUCACAGAUGGUGUUCUUAAAGCUCUGUAUGGUUAGUAACUUUUGAGA